AUGCGUGUACCAUUAAAAAAUCUCGAACUACUUGAUGAAGCUAUUGCCGACGAAGAUGGCUCCUGGGGCAGUACACCGGAAGGAUGGGAAAUACAUCUUGAAAUAUUAAUAGCAGGUGGCGCAAUCGAAGAGGACCUUUCAUUGAAUGAUAUAAUUACUACUCAUGCCCAUAUGUUAAAUUCAAUGGUUCUAUUUGCAAUAAAAAUUGUAGACGAAUAG
Entrophospora candida is the source of this 219-nucleotide messenger RNA. Lineage: Eukaryota; Fungi; Glomeromycota; Glomeromycetes; Entrophosporales; Entrophosporaceae. The record is from the annotation of a GenBank genome assembly.